Yamadazyma tenuis ATCC 10573 is the source of this 853-nucleotide messenger RNA. NCBI's taxonomy places the organism in Eukaryota, Fungi, Ascomycota, Pichiomycetes, Serinales, Debaryomycetaceae. The record is from RefSeq and is a predicted model, not a curated record.
AAUGCGUCUUGCUCCAGAAUCUCAAUGAACUUAAAUUUAUAUACAUAAUGGCAUUACUACAAGAUAAGGUGGCUAUCAUCACCGGCGGUGUUACUGGAAUUGGGAGGCUGAUUGCUCUCGGAAUGGCAAGAGAAGGAGCCAAAAUAUGUGUUAAUCAUCUACCUACCGACAAGCAGGCAGAAUUAGCUGAAGAAAUGGCACAGGAAGUUGGUCCUGAAAACUUUCUUGCUGUACCAGGUGAUAUCUCAAAACAAGAGACUAGUACUAACCUUGUCGCAGAAGCUGUGAAGAAGUUUGGAGAAGUUAACAUCUUAGUGUCCAAUGCUGGUAUUUGUGAAUUUAAUGAUUUUUUGGAAACCAAACCCGAGACUUAUCUUCAGACUAUUGAAAUUAACUUGAAUGGAUGUUUCUUCGUCACUCAAGCAGUUGGAAGACAAAUGAAAAAGCAAGGAAAAGGGGGUAGUAUCAUUGGAAUCAGUAGCCACCAAGCCCAUUACACUCCAACUAAAGCUGGUAUUUUGUCAUUAAUGCAGUCAUGUGCUUGUGCCUUGGGUCAAUAUGGAAUCAGAUGUAAUGCUCUUCUCCCUGGUACUAUAAGAACAGCUGUCAAUGAAGAAGAUUUGGCUGAUGAUGAGAAGAGAACUUACAUGGAAAACAGAACAACUCUCGGAAGAUUAGGAAAGCCCGACGAUUUGGCUGGUCCUGCAAUUUUUUUGGCUAGUGAUCUUUCUGCAUACAUGACUGGAUCCCAACUCCUCGUGGACGGGGGAUUGUUUGUAAACUUGCAGUAAUUUAUAGAGAAAUAGACUUUUUUAAGGCAGUAUUAAUGAAUGUAAGUUGACCUUUGAAACAU